This is a messenger RNA of Phalaenopsis equestris, 959 nucleotides long. Its product is annotated as 40S ribosomal protein S5. Gene Ontology annotation, cellular component: cytosolic small ribosomal subunit; ribosome. Gene Ontology annotation, molecular function: structural constituent of ribosome; mRNA binding; rRNA binding. The coding region runs from base 137 to 772 and encodes 211 amino acids. Lineage: Eukaryota; Viridiplantae; Streptophyta; Magnoliopsida; Asparagales; Orchidaceae. The record is from RefSeq and is a predicted model, not a curated record. The transcript has 4 exons. Gene Ontology annotation, biological process: ribosomal small subunit assembly; translation.
UUAUGGAAUUAGAUAAAUUAGGGUUUCUCCAGUGCCAUCCUAUUUAAAUUAAAUCUGAACUGCAGCCAAGCACCGCCUAGGGUUUUUCUGGUGACGCAGCUGCGCCUCUCUCCUCCGCGAGCUUCGAUUCGCAUCCAUGGCGGCUGCUGCUCCUCCGGCCCCAUUGCCGGCAACGUCCUCGGGGUUGGCUCCCCCUGCAGAUGUUAAACUUUUUAAUCGUUGGUCCUUUGAAGAAGUCGAGGUUUCUGACAUGUCACUUGCUGACUAUAUUGCGGUAACUCCUUCGAAACAUGCUACUUAUCUUCCACACACUGCUGGACGUUAUUCUGUGAAAAGGUUUAGAAAAGCACAAUGCCCCAUUGUUGAAAGGUUGACCAAUUCAUUGAUGAUGCACGGUCGUAACAAUGGGAAGAAACUCAAGGCCGUUCGCAUUGUUAAACAUGCCAUGGACAUCAUUCAUCUCCUUACUGAUACUAACCCAAUUCAAAUCAUAGUUGAUGCUGUCAUCAACAGUGGACCAAGAGAGGAUGCCACUAGAAUUGGAUCUGCUGGUGUUGUUAGGCGCCAGGCAGUUGAUAUUUCUCCUCUGAGACGGGUUAAUCAAGCAAUAUAUCUCCUCACAACAGGUGCUCGCGAGAGUGCUUUUCGGAACAUUAAGACAAUUGCUGAGUGUCUUGCUGAUGAAUUGAUUAAUGCGGCGAAGGGUUCUUCCAACAGUUAUGCAAUCAAGAAGAAAGACGAGAUUGAACGUGUGGCCAAGGCAAACCGUUAGAAGGAAAAUUUUCGAAAACAGAAGUUCUGAAAUGAUUUCUAGCCUUUUUAAGGCGCGUUUAAUAUUGUUGUAUCUUGUCUUGAGAUUGUUAUUGUGCUUUUAGUACUUGUUGAGUUGUUGAUGUUUUGCUGUCUUAUAAAUUUGGUGUUCGAAUGUUUCAAUUAUAUUUGCGGUUUCUUUAUUUUCA